Sitodiplosis mosellana (orange wheat blossom midge) is the source of this 2323-nucleotide messenger RNA. It is a transcript of the gene homer, whose product is annotated as homer protein homolog 1. Gene Ontology annotation, cellular component: dendrite; plasma membrane; cytoplasm. The transcript is spliced from 6 exons. Gene Ontology annotation, molecular function: G protein-coupled glutamate receptor binding. The record is from RefSeq and is a predicted model, not a curated record. Gene Ontology annotation, biological process: regulation of store-operated calcium entry; G protein-coupled glutamate receptor signaling pathway. NCBI's taxonomy places the organism in Eukaryota, Metazoa, Arthropoda, Insecta, Diptera, Cecidomyiidae. The coding region runs from base 348 to 1559 and encodes 403 amino acids.
UGUAUGUAUAUGUGUGCUAGAGAGUCAGUGUAAAUAAAUCGGUACGAAGAUGUGUAUAACAUCGCGUAUGUGUGUGUGUUCUGACAGUGGUGCUAUGCCUAUUUGACGGUCAUUCGAGUGUGCAUGUGUACAAUACAAAUUUACAAAGAAGAAGUAGCAGAAGCAGCAGCAGCAGCCUUUGGACUAUUUAUUAUUGUUAUUGAUGUUCGCCAUUUUUAAGUGAAAAUACAGUUUUUGGUGCAUUGAUUUGACAAAAGUGUAAGACGGAACACGCUAAAAAAAGUUUCCCCCGACCAUAAAGUGCAAAAAUCGACGGGCAUUGUGUGCAAGAAUUCGCUACCAAGAUUAUGAGCCACGACCGUGAUGCUAUGGGUGAACAGCCAAUUUUCACAUGUCACGCUCAUGUUUUUCACAUCGAUCCGAAGACGAAACGAACAUGGAUCACAGCAAGUACAAAGGCCGUAGCGGUGAGCUUUUUCUACGAUUCGUCACGGAAUUUGUACCGUAUCAUCAGCGUGGAGGGCUCCAAAGCGGUCAUAAAUUCCACAAUAACGCCAAAUAUGUCAUUUACUCAGACGUCACAGAAAUUUGGUCAAUGGAGUGAUGUACGUGCCAAUACAGUAUAUGGUUUGGGCUUCUCAUCCGAGGCCGAACUCACGAAAUUCGUGGAGAAAUUUCAAGAGGUUAAAGAGGCUACAAAGAAUGCCAUCCAAAAAGGUGGCACAACAAAUGGUAGUUCGGCUGCAACACCUGUUACUUCGGCCAACACCUCACCAGUCUCCGGUCGAACAGGUGGUUUGCAACAGCAGCAGCAACAACAGCAACAACAGCAACAACAACAGCAGCAGCAGCAACAACAACAGCAAGCACACCAGACUGACGAAGGGAAUAGUGUAGAACAUAUUGCGGUAGCAACAGCCAAUAUUCAGAUUAAGAAUACUAAUCCAGAUAGUCCAAUGCACACCAAAAUUACGACAAAUGCUCCGAACAUCGAAAUGUUGAAACAGAAUUCAUCGUCGCUGAACAAUUCAUCGACGGAAUCAGCUCCACACAGUGAACAACAGCUGAAAUACGAAAACGAACGGCUUAAAUUAGCGCUCGCUCAAAGUUGUGCCAAUGCAAAGAAAUGGGAAAUUGAAUUGACCACGCUGAAAAGCAACAAUAAUCGAUUAACAAGCGCUUUACAAGAGUCGACCGCCAAUGUUGACGAAUGGAAGCGACAGUUGCACACGUACAAAGAGGAAAAUUUGCGCCUAAAACGUGAAAUGGAUGCUAUGAAACCGUCGUCGGCGGGCGGCGGCAGUGGUGGCAAUGCCAACGAAAUCAACGAAGACAUGCGAAUCGAAAAUAUUAAGCUCAAAAGUCGAAUCAUCACAUUGGAAAAGGAAAUCCAAGAGCUUCAGUUAAAGGCAUCUAAAUCAAAUGUGAAAGAUAAAAGCAAUGAACAAAGUUUUAAGCGGCUAAUAGAUAUAAAUGAUAAAUUUUCCAAGACCCUGGUCGAUAUGUGCAAUGUGCAACAAGAAAUGGAAAAAAUCAUUCAAGAUCACAAAAGCACUUGAGAAUUGGAUCUGCUUUGCCAUAACGAAGGUGAACAGAGACCACAACCGCAAAAAUUUAAUUAUGGACAUGGCAACAGAGCAGCAGUACACUUGAAACCAAGAGGCAUACAGCAACAGCAGGAAUUUGAUGAUGAUUCAAUCAUAUUGCAACACAAUUUUCCCAAUAGCAACAACAACUUUGACGGUACUAACAACAGCAGCAGCAAUAGCAACAGCACAAAUAUCUAUAGUACUAACAAUAGCCGAAGAUUGAUGAUAAGUGCAGCUUGUGAUGGCGAAAGUGCUUCAACUUCAAAAACAGCCACAAUUUUGGUAUCGAAAUCGAAAUCCAAAAUCGGUCUUCCGCUUGUAAUGAAAUAAUUCCAUUUUACGUUCUUUCUUCUUUACGUUCUGUCUCUGUUUUUAUUUUGUCUAUUAUUAUGAUGUUUUUAGUUUUAUCAAAGUGACGAAAAAAAGAAGAAAAAAAAAAUUUGAUAUUCAAUGAAAUAUUGUGUAAAGUUUGUACUGACAACCGAAAUUUGUAAACGAAUUUUAGAGCUGGCUUUAUCAUUUCUGAAGCAAUAGACGCUACAAAAUGCAUUUGACGAACUAUUCAAUUGUUUUUGGAUGCAAACCAAAAUUUGAACACCGAUGGCGAUAAAUUAAAAGCGCCCGGUAAAUUUUUAACACAAUAUUUAAAAAAAAUUACCAACAAACGCAAGCUACUGCUGUUUAGUUGAUGUUUAAAGAAAAUGGCAAAUAAAUUUAAAAAAAAAACAAACAAA